Molecule: messenger RNA, 2507 nt
Organism: Scatophagus argus
Lineage: Eukaryota; Metazoa; Chordata; Actinopteri; Scatophagidae
Gene: b3gntl1
Product: UDP-GlcNAc:betaGal beta-1,3-N-acetylglucosaminyltransferase-like 1
Exons: 12
Coding region: 483-1595 (370 amino acids)
Source: RefSeq, a predicted model, not a curated record
UGACACGCUAUCGGAGACGUCAGGAGUCAAAUGAUUGACGGGGACGUACAGCGAAUCAGGUGUCUGUCCGUAUUUUGCACAAACCAAUGAGGAUCUGGAAUUCAUUGUUUGCGGAAGUUGUAAAACUCUUGCCUACACAGCACGUUUUGGAGGCACGUUUCGCUCAAAUUGUCACUUUUCCCAUGUUUCUUAUCUACAGGACACCUUGUAGAAGGUGCCUUUUGUUGACGUGGAUCCACUUCACACAGAGAAGAGUCAAAAAUGUGUGUUAACGGACAUUUUAUUCACGUGUUGCCCGCGUGGGUCACUGUUUUACCUCAUGUCCACGGGGUUCAUCCUCAUUGUUUCCAGAUAUAAUUACACCCUGUACUUAUCCGACGAAACCGAGUUCAGACGUCGGCUUAAGGCUGUUUGGUUGCCCAGAUAGUGGACUCACAGAGGAGACAUGAGCCCACCGAAGCGGCUCCGCACCACAGAAGAAAAUGAAGAGGAAACACCGUCAGGAGAGCAGGAGGAGGAGAGGAGAGCAGUGGACGUGGUGGGUGAGAAGACUGACACUCCCAUACCCGAGUAUAGUCGUGCCAGUAUACAACGCUUCCUGCUGGCUGGAUGAAUGUCUGCAGGCCGUAAUAAACCAGGACUUCACUGGAACCAUGGAGCUCUCUGUCUUUGAUGACGCAAGCACUGAUGACUCCAGGAAAGUGGUGGAGAGCUGGAGGGAGAGGCUCAAGGCAAGAAGUAUCUCACUUGUGAUCUCCGGCCACAACUCUGCACAGCCCAGAGGAGUGGGAUAUGCAAAGAAUAAGGCAAUAUCUCAGAGCUGCGGACAAUAUUUGUGCUUUCAGGAUGCGGAUGAUGUUAUGUUGCCCCAAAGAGUUCGUCUGCAGUAUGAGGCGUGUCUCCUCCAUCCAGACUCUCUGAUUGGCUGUAAAGUUCAGAGGGUUCCAGAGGGAUCUACUGAACGUUACACUCGCUGGAUCAACACAAUCACUCAGGAUCAGCUCAUCACACAGGUGUACACGUCUCAUGGGCCUACCAUCAUCAUGCCAACAUGGUUCUGCUCAAGGAGCUGGUUCCUAAAGGUUGGACUGUUUGACGAGGGAGGCAGGGGAGUCCCGGAGGACUUGCUCUUCUUCUACCAGAAUAUUCGUCAAGGAGGGGGCAUGGCCAGAGUCGACCAGUGCCUGUUGGUGUACCGUUACCAUGAGAAAGCUGCUACACACUCUGUAACAGAGGAAACCAUUUGGAAGCUGCGUGUAAACUUCCUGCAAGAGAGAGUUCUCAGCCAAUGGGAGAGCUUCACCAUAUGGAACGCAGGGAAACAGGGCCGAAAGCUGUACCGAAGCCUGAGUCCGACCAAUCGGAAGAAGGUGAAGGCUUUCUGCGAUGUCGACGACAACAAGAUCCAGAAAGGCUUUUACACAUAUGAGGAAUCCAAGCAAAGACCGAAGCCAAAAAUCCCAGUUCUGCACUACAAAGCCGCCUCCGCCCCUUUCAUUAUCUGUGUUAAACUGGACAUGACUGGAGGUGUUCUGGAGGAAAACCUCAACACUUUGCAGCUAAAGGAAGGAGUAGAUUACUACCAUUUCAACUAACUGCUCACGGUGAUGGAGAAGACCAGAGGAGCCCUGCAGCUUGAGCAGGCUGCUGCAGAAGUCUGAGGAGUAGGCAGGUGAUAACAGGGAGGCUAACUGAACACUGGGACAAAGACAAUGCAAAGGAAUGAGAAGAUUGUAUUGUACUUGAAGUGGUAAAAGACAUUUUUAUGUGUGGGGAAUCUGAAAAUGUUCUUGAAGUUUUCCUUGGCAGAGUUGACAGAAUGGCUGAUUAAGGUACAACAACACAUCCCAGCUGCUCUUAUAUCUGUCCAUUUAAGAUACGUCCAGGACACGCAUAGCUGAGCACAAAGACUGGAAACAGGGGAAACACUAAACCUGGCUCUGUCCAAAGGCAACAAAAUUAGCCUGAGAGCAUGUCUAAAGCGGCAUUUCAUACACAAAAAGACAACUUAAAGUGCUUCUCAUAAAAGCAUAAAUAUGUGUAAACAUACAAAACAAAACAGAAAAUAGGACUAGGACCCGUUUGAUCUAAGGUGAGUUUUUGUCCAGAACCUUUCAGUGCUUUUUAUUUCUUGUUUUGAUACAAUUAUUCCACCUUUUUGUUCAUUUUUACAUCUCAACAUCUCAGCAAUGUGCUUCUUUCUCAAAAUUUCUAACUAUUUAAAUCUCAAGCAUGGAUGUUAAGGUUAAUAGAAAUAACCAUAACCUGACCAAGACUUCAGAGAUUUGGCACGAAAGAAAAAGUGGAGGUUUGAUGUAUAAUUGAGCUACAAAGAAGAGAGUGUUAGGCUCUUAUAUUUUACUCUUGUCAUGUAAGAGGACAUGAUGAUUGCCAGUGUUGACCGUUGGAGGAGUGAAAUGUUAUUGUGUUUUCCAACCCUGUCUGGUCUGAAAUUGUUUUUUUGCUGACCUGUUAGAUUAAAGAAAAUGAUCAGAGUCAGUACAUCA